Homarus americanus (American lobster) is the source of this 648-nucleotide messenger RNA. RefSeq lists its product as uncharacterized. The transcript has a single exon. The coding region runs from base 1 to 648 and encodes 215 amino acids. The record is from RefSeq and is a predicted model, not a curated record. NCBI's taxonomy places the organism in Eukaryota, Metazoa, Arthropoda, Malacostraca, Decapoda, Nephropidae. Gene Ontology annotation, molecular function: nucleic acid binding.
AUGAAACUGCUCGGCUCUUCCCGCAUCUGCACCACCGCUUAUCACCCAGCAAGCAACGGGCUAAUUGAGAGGCUUCACAGCCAGUUGAAGGCAGCCAUCAUGGCCCAGUCGGCACCAAGCAGUUGGACCGGGUAUCUGCCACUCGUUCCCCUACGGAUCCGGUCAGCCCUUAAGACCGAUUUGGGCUGUUCAGCGGCUGAGCUCGUCUACGGCUAUGCCUUGUGCCUUCCCAGAGAGUUUCUAGCCUUCACAUCAGCUCCAUCAUCGCAGUCUGGUUCGUACGUGAAGACACUCCGCGACUGUAUCCGGUCCCUGCGUCUUACACCACUAAGGCAUAACUCUCAUAGGCAGGUUUUCAUCGACAAGGCCCUGGACGAUGUAACACACGUUUUUGUAUGGCGUAUGGCACAUGAACCGCCACUGCAACGCCCCUACGACGGUCCCUUCAGGAUGCUCCGCCAGUCGUCUAAGUUUUUUACGAUCGACCGCCAAGGGGUUUGGCACACACUCUCCCUCUCCCUACUGAAAAAGGCCCACAUCGACGAGGAUGCGGAUGUUCCCGGCCCCAGCAAACACAGGCCGACCAACGCUGCCUCUGCAAUAGACGCAGAACCUGCGACUACGGUCAUGUCUGCCAAUGAGGUCUGA